Messenger RNA from Balaenoptera musculus (blue whale), 4010 nucleotides. It is a transcript of the gene REEP1, whose product is annotated as receptor accessory protein 1. Gene Ontology annotation, biological process: endoplasmic reticulum tubular network organization. Bases 94 to 999 code for a protein of 301 amino acids. NCBI's taxonomy places the organism in Eukaryota, Metazoa, Chordata, Mammalia, Artiodactyla, Balaenopteridae. Gene Ontology annotation, molecular function: microtubule binding. Gene Ontology annotation, cellular component: cytoplasmic microtubule; endoplasmic reticulum membrane; endoplasmic reticulum tubular network. The transcript has 10 exons. The record is from RefSeq and is a predicted model, not a curated record.
GCGGCCGUGCGCUGACAGACGUGCCCGGAGCGCCGCAGCCGCCAGCAACCGAGACGCGCCGCGCCGCCGGGCCGCGCCCGCCCGCCCCCCGCCAUGGUGGCAUGGAUCAUCUCCAGGCUGGUGGUGCUAAUAUUUGGCACCCUUUACCCUGCAUAUUCUUCCUACAAGGCUGUGAAAUCGAAGGACAUUAAAGAAUAUGUCAAAUGGAUGAUGUACUGGAUUAUAUUUGCACUUUUCACCACAGCAGAGACUUUCACCGACAUCUUCCUUUGUUGGUUUCCGUUCUAUUAUGAACUGAAAAUAGCAUUUGUAGCCUGGCUGCUGUCUCCCUACACAAAAGGCUCCAGCCUCCUCUAUAGGAAGUUUGUACAUCCCACGCUGUCUUCAAAAGAAAAGGAAAUCGAUGAUUGCCUGGUCCAGGCAAAAGACCGAAGUUAUGACGCCCUUGUGCACUUUGGGAAGCGAGGCUUGAACGUGGCGGCCACGGCGGCAGUGAUGGCUGCUUCCAAGGUGGUUGGAUUCUUUCCUUUUGUCUCCUCUUUGGACCUCAGAGAAGGGCAGGGACAGGGUGCCUUGUCAGAGAGACUCCGGAGCUUCAGUAUGCAGGACCUCUCCACCAUCAGGGGAGACGGCGCCCCUGCUCCCGCAGGCCCCCCACCACCGGGGCCCGGGCGGGCCAGCGGCAAGCAUGGCCAGCCUAAGAUGUCCAGGAGUGCUUCUGAGAGCGCUGGCAGCUCAGUGUGUACCUGCUGCUUCUCCUGCAGGACCCGGAAAGUGGUUGAGGGGGAUGUGAAUGAGGGUGGUGUGAAGGCGUGGGAGCCUCACCAGGUCCAAAACCCAUUGGCGUUUUCCGAUGAGGAGGAGGAAGACCUGCUGGAUUUCAUAUACAAGUAUAAAGCACCUCGAAGGACGGAGUUCCCCGUGGAGGCACCGCCUAGAAUCCUUCGAUCUCGCUUCAGGAAGAAAAGUACCUCAUCCUCGGCCACUGAAACCACGUGAGUGAGAUGAGCCAACAGCGCUGGAUCCACAGAAUGUUUCUUCUCUGCCUUAAAGAGCUAUUUAUUCACUAAUAACAUAGAAACCCGCAAGCUGGUGUACUGAGCGUGCAGCCUCGGACGUGGCCUUUCCUCUCUCCCCUGUUCCACUUUUAAGAGUUUCUCUUCCCCCCUCCUUUUCUUUCUUUUGCUGGGGAGAGGCUAAAGGGAAAGGUAGUGCGCCGGGGGUCAGCAGUUUUCCACAACUGGACCGGCGUACAGACAGCAGUGUUUUAGAAAUAGAAGAGAAUCACCCCCACUGCUGGGAUGCACAUUUGUAAUUUCUUGGUUGCAUACUUCGUUUUUAGUCCUGUAUAUGCAAACAAAGCAAUUUUCUUUUUAACUUUUUUUUGUUCUUGCUACUAGUACUUUGGACUACGGUGUACAUAUUUACGGCUUUUGGCUUAAUGUAGUGGACUUGUAAGGUUCUGAUGUGUAAGAAAACUGCAAAAGCAGAAGUGUAAAAAAUUAUUUUGAUUCUAGAGAAUGUCUCAGAUGUGCUUAUGAAGCUUCCAAAUACAACUCGAGUACAACAUCCCUUUUCCUGCAGGGCGAUGGUCCAUAUUCUUCAGACAGUUAGUCAACAGACCAGAGAAGUUUAGAAUGAAGAGAGGCAACAUUUUAGUGACAGGUGUGAGUGUAACGAAGUCAGGGGAACAGCCUAGAAUAAGAGAAAAGUCACAGGAAGCUUGUCUCCCCCAUGGAUCCAGGAUUAGGAGCUUCUGAAUCCUGACAGGGGAUUUAUCAUUGUCUUAGGCAGGAGCCUCGCCCUUGGUAAAACUUCUCUUGGGCAUGUAGACUUACAGAGCUGUUGUAAGGAAUCAUUUUGAGUGGUUCAAAAGUGCUUGACGAUGACUGCGUCUCCAUAAUAGUACCCAGUGCUGUGACUGAUUUCCCCAGGUAGAGGAGCCUACAAUGGGAGCGCCUUGUUUUAGGAAACACUAAGCGAAAACCAACCCAUCCACCCAAACAAAAGCAACCCUAGAAUCAUGCUUUGCUUCAGAUACGCGGUGAAGUACACCUGAGACACCUGGGUAACAAUCCAAACGCUGGGUUCUAGAAAGGUUUCAGAGGUUGAGAUCUUCAUGGAUGUGACUUGCUCCUCAGCUCAGGGGCAGCUCUGGCUCAUGCCCUCUGUUCCCUUCCUGGCCUGUGCAGAAUGUGAACGAGAGAGAUGUCGCAUGCUCACGGGCACUCAUACUUCAUACAAGCCCGCAUCGCUUAGGAAGAGAACAAAUCACUGUCUGAGGGGACUCCCUGCUUAGAUUGAGAAUUUUAUCUGAAAAGAAGAAUCUGGUUUAAAUAGCAUUUUGGUCUGAGGCAGCUGCUCUCCCCUGGUAGAGCUGAGCCUAAAUGUAGGACUCAUAUACUUACGCUUAGAGUUGGUGUUUCCUUUCAGUGUGAUGCAUGCAGUGGUCACAACGCAGUUACUUAUAAUACUUGGAUUGUGUUUGUUCAUAGAUAGGCCCUGAACACUAGAGAGUGUUAUGUACCGCAUAGAACCUACUGUCAAUCAGCUAUAAACAGGCCCAGUUAAAGACUGAGCUACGCAAACAUACAUCAGUCUCUGCUGGUGACACAUUGGUUGGAUCUUAGCCACCACGGAGAGGGUUUUACUUGAAGUUGAUUGUUACCAGAUGUGCAUAUUUAUAUCCCUUUUCCCCACAGUGCCUCUGAAGGUGACUUUGUAAUUUACAAAAGGAUUUAGGAAAAUAAACCUAAAAGCAAAUUUGUGGUUCAGAGGGCAAACAGAGGCUGUCUGUUCAUUGUCUGUGCCCCAUACCCACCAAUACCUAAACCCCUUAGGGAAGACAGAAAACCUGUUUUCUUCAAGCUCACUGAAUAGUUUCAGACAGAGGAAAAAUAUAUGCUUUAAAAUGUAUUUACCUGUCAUUGGGAGUACCCAGAAUUAUCAGAAACAAAAGCAAAAAAAGCUUAACUUAUUAAGCAGCUUUUUAGCAAUUUUUUUUUUUUGCCAAAAUAAUAAAUGCCUUUAGCAGCAGAGAUUAAAAUCCUAUUGUGAACAAACUAUAUUUUCACCAUUUUACAAGGGAGAGUUUUAACAAGUAUGGGCUUUGAAGUUUGCACUCAACUAUGCCAAAAACAAGUUUGAAGCACUCUACUCUCAGACAUGCUGUAUUAUUUCUCAUUUAAGAUUUAAAAAAUAUAAAGGUAUCCAAACUGCUGUCUUAAUGUAACUAUUUUUCCUUCAAGUGUUGGUUAGGGAGUUGGAUUCUCUCUUAAAAACACUCACUGUACAACUGAGAGCAGCUGUCAUAUUUCUGGCAAAACAUGUUUACUUAUCCAACAAGCUGUAUAUUUGUGUGGACUGACGUAAAAUGUGAAUGCCUCAAAGUGUACACGUAGUGAUGUGGAGUUCUGUCUAGAGGAUAAAACUGAAUGUUUUUCAUUGGCUGAUUUACAGACGCAGGCUGUUUACAAAAUGCUAGCUGGAAAGUCUGUACUUUUCAUGUAGUAAUUUUCGGUUCUUUGCUAUUGAGCACCUGUUCUGUUUCUGAGAAGAUGAGACGUGGUAUUGUAUUUAUAAACUGGAGAGUUAGGCAUAAUCCCUCCUGGCUUUGUGUGAAUAGCUUGCUCACUUCGCUGGCCUCUGAAAUGUGUGUUCUCUGUAGUAUACUGUCCAUGUGUCUGUGAUAAUAGUGCUUGUCAACCACGACCACCACCGAGUACCUUCCUAGUUGUUCACCUUGCACAGUAUUGGAAAUGGUAAAGGAUGUGUGCUUCAUUCACAAACGGCACACACUCAGAGAGCUGGCAUUCUGGACUGUGACCGUGUACACUUGCCCUUAGUUUAUUGCUGUAAUCCCCAUAGAACGAUCUGUAAUCAAAUAGUAUACUGAACUGUGCAUCAAAGGGAUGUAAAAUUACAGUAUUCCAAAGGUUGAAGUUCUGCUGUUUUGUUAUAAUGCCUGAUAUAUAUCUUGAAUAAAGUCUUAACAUUUUUCUUUUAAAAGA